Vigna angularis (adzuki bean) is the source of this 459-nucleotide messenger RNA. RefSeq lists its product as uncharacterized. The transcript is spliced from 2 exons. The record is from RefSeq and is a predicted model, not a curated record. The coding region runs from base 1 to 459 and encodes 152 amino acids. NCBI's taxonomy places the organism in Eukaryota, Viridiplantae, Streptophyta, Magnoliopsida, Fabales, Fabaceae.
AUGUUUAAGAAACUAGAGAUUACCAUUCCUUUCUCAGAAGCAUUGCAACAGAUGCCAUCUUAUGCAAAGCUUUUGAAAGAACUCCUUACAAAGAAAAGAAAAUAUUUUGAGAAGGAGACCAUUGAAGUAAAAGGUAAUUGUAGUGCAAUCAUACAACAAUUACCUCCCAAGUUUAAAGAUCCAGGGAGCUUCACUAUUCCAUGCCCUAUAGGAGAGUUGGAAAUUGUAAGAGCUCUAAUUGAUUUGGGAGCAAGCAUUAAUUUGAUGCCGCUUUCUGUAUUUAAAAGAAUUGACGGCUUAGAGCUCAAACCCACUAGAAUGGCACUUCAAUUCGCGGACAGGUCUCUUAAAUAUCCUUAUGGAGUAGUUGAAGAUGUGCUAGUCAAGGUAGAAAAAUUCGUUUUCCCAGUGGAUUUUGUUAUCAUGGAGAUGGAGGAAAAUGGAGAUGUUUCUAGAUGA